CGACACGGGCCUCUGUCCGACUCCGCUAAGUACCGAGCCGCUUUGAUGCGCAAGCUCCGGGCCUGCGGCAGCUGCCGCGAACGUAAAGUAAAGCCAUUUUGAUCUGUCUCUUUUCGAAGCCGAGUACAUGAGAUCCAAGAUGGCCCCAGCUCAAAGUUUUCAACGCUUCAACGACUACGUUGACCUUCUUCUCGGAGUCGAAAAGAACCCCGCAAGCAUGCCAUCUCAGACAUUCGACGAGGCUCACGUGGAGAUAGAGACGUUGCUACAGCAGACUCGGGCUCAACACGCUCCAAUCCCGCCAGACCCUGCAUCACCCCUGUAUAACUUCCAAACCGGCAGACCCAUCGCCGCCCAUCCAAGCCCUGACCUUGGAAACGCACAGGACGGAUUCAAUAUGGGGCUUGAGGCGGCAAUGCAGCAGACAGCUCUAGUUUCGCCUAGCUUGGGUUACUUUGAAGGUCCCGGACUUACCGUUGCCGACCCGACCUGGCAUACUCAUACUGGGACGAUACACCAGAACCCCGAUGAGUUGCGCCUAGGUUACGAGAUCCCGCCACAACCAGCCGGAUAUACCUAUACGCAAACCCGAGUUCAGCGAGACCUCGCAACAAGUCCGUAUCCUGUCGGACGUCCUGAACUCGCCAGGACUAGCAUGAAUGCCCGGUACUCUGCGGGAAAUAUGCACCGGAACCUCAGCGGACCAACCUACGAGCCUGCAGAAUCACAUUUUCCAAUCGGUAAACAGGUCACUCGCAACUCAUGGGACUGCAUGUGGGGUAGCGAUGGAUCGGGAUCGUCCUUACCGGCAGGGAAGCGACAGCCUUGCAGCCAGCGAUGCAGCACGUUGGAAGCUCUGAAAAUGCACUUUUCAUCCGAACAUGCCUCGUUCCGCGACGGAGGCUAUAUGUGGCGUUGCACUCAAUGCGGACUUGACUGGCACACUUCUCGCGAAUCGUGUCCCCAGUGUGGAGUGCUUUCCUGGCAAACAUGUUACUGGGCUAAAGUAUGCAUGCCAUCGACACCGAUACCGAGACCACCCGUUCACGUUCCUGCCGAGGACAGGGCUGCCGGGAGUCGCCCACCACCAUGGGAGAACCAGUCUACGCAGACGUCUGGUGUACAUGGGGCUUACAAUUGGCCUGUUAGGUUCUCAAGUGGGGGCUACGGGAAUGUAAGCGGCGAUGGCAAAUAUCUUCAUGCCGCGCUCAUGGGCACGUUGAAAAGCUCACAGCAGCCCAGGGUUGACUGCACCAAGACUGCGCCCGCAACUUGCCGUUCCGGCAAGCGCCUCUCCGAGCUAGCUCGACACAAUGGCUCCAUCAUGAAGCUUGUUUCGCUCGCCUGUGUCUCUGCAACCUUCCCGGGGCUACUUGUUCUCGCCGUCUAUAUUUUCAUUUGGAUUGAUCAUCAGCCGUCGACUCGGCGAUCUUGUGUCCGAUAUAACGAUGCUACCUCGUACAUCGUCGACGGCCGCCUUCCUAGUCUAUCCGUUGCCUGCGUCGCGGUUAGUUUGAUGAUGCCGAGAGUGCUGCGGAAUGCUAGGAUCAGACUGAGACAGCGCCUUGUGCUGACUGGUAAGGUUCACUCGAUUCUGUCCAACUACUUCAGAACCGUGCUGACAUGGGUUAGCGAUCUAAGGUUGUGAUUGUCCGAGAACUCCAUGGCGAGGUUGAGGUCGACGGAGCUGUUCGUUCGAAUAGCAUAUGCCUAUCUAUGCUUGGAGUUCUGUUGUGUUUUCUGGGCGUUCUUUCGGUACAGUAAAAGACGGCGGUGAUAUGGGCUAAUGGCGGAUAAUGGGCGGGUUCACUUUAUGUUGGAUAUGGUGCUAUAUUGGUUUAUACUGGUCGAAUUCACUCCAUAUUUUGGUUUCUGGCG
Molecule: messenger RNA, 1878 nt
Organism: Canariomyces notabilis
Lineage: Eukaryota; Fungi; Ascomycota; Sordariomycetes; Sordariales; Chaetomiaceae
Exons: 2
Coding region: 128-1648 (506 amino acids)
Source: RefSeq, a predicted model, not a curated record